GUUGGUGACGCCUUACGGCUACAAAAUGAGGUAUAUCAACGAAUCUCUGUAUGUGGCACACGUUAAUUCGGUUAGAGGCAAAAUAUCCGUACGCCCUGGUGAGGCAAAUGACUUAAAAGCCCUAAAGACUAUAUUAGAGUAUGCACCGCGUAAGGAUAAUCUCAUUGAUCUGUUUAAAUCCACUCUCUCGUCUCAUGUUCUGCAAGCCUUUACUUUGCUCAGUCAGAACCAACCUAUGGGCGUCGUUGUUCUUGGAUUAUUUUCCAAAGGAGAUGCGAGUCCUGGUCGUAAUUUAAUGUCACUGGCUGGACAUAUGAAUCCAGUACAUCCCCGCCAGUCAGUUCCAAACAUAAGUGGUAAUAAAGAGUUGGAAAAAAUUUACAAAGAUUUGGGUAAUCCAUUCGCGUUAUGGGUAUUGGAGCGUCCAUUGACAAGUUUGCCUAAAGUAUACGUCAACAGCAGCAUCGUGGUUGUUGGUGCCAGUCGCACAGGACUGGCUUUCCUUGAGACUUUGCUGAUGGGGUAA
This is a messenger RNA of Spodoptera littoralis (African cotton leafworm), 526 nucleotides long. The record is from the annotation of a GenBank genome assembly. Lineage: Eukaryota; Metazoa; Arthropoda; Insecta; Lepidoptera; Noctuidae.